GCUGCACAUAGGAAUAGAUUUAGCAAUGGGGUGGCCUGGCUUUAAAAAUGAUGCCACAGAAAUAAUUCAACGACACACUGAUAAAACUGACCCAGCCAUAGAAAGUGACUCUCCUAGUGACAAUUAUACACUCAAUCAAGCUAAGCAUGGUGGACGAUACUUACCUCAAACUACUGAUGCCACAGAAGCAUCUGACUUCAGUUGUCGAGAGCUGCACUCCACUCAAUACAUAUCAGAUGGUCUGUGUCGCAGUCUUAAACCUGUCAAGGAGCUUGUCUGCUCGGGACAGUGUUUGCCUUCCCACCUUCUCCCAAAUUCCAUAGGUCGAGGCAAAUGGUGGAGGCAGAAUGCUAUGGAUUAUCGCUGUGUUCCCGCUCACAGUCAUACCCAACGCAUCCAGCUGCUUUGUCCUGAGAAUGAGAUGAGAACAUACAAAAUCCGAUUGGUGACAUCAUGUCGAUGCAAACGCUACACUCGUUUUCACAACCAAUCAGAGCUAAAAGAUGUUGGAAAGGACGUUGGAAAACCUCCAAAGAACAAGAAGCCCCGACUUGCUCGGAUGAGGUCUAAAACAAAUCAUCAUGAACUGAAAAAUGCAUAUUAGAUUACCAUUGAUUAGUUUAAGAAGUGGCUAGUUAAAUAUUGUAAAAGGCUAUCCAGUUGACAGGAGUAAAAUAUAAGCCGCUGUUGACCUAUGGAGCUCUUACAGAUUAUGUCUAGGAAUCUGUGCUAGAUAUUUCAGAUUAUAGUAUGUUAAUCUGAUCACUAGCCCUAGAUUACUCUGAGCAAGCAAUAGGAAAAGAUGUAGAGUGGAUGGUUAAACUGAAGUGGAAAAAAAAUCUUAUAUGCAUUAUAUACUGCAGUUUAUCUCAGCUCAUAUUGCAAGAGAAAGCAACAUUUAAUUUGUCUUUUAUAUAUAACUGGUAUUUUGAAUAUGCAGGCAGUAAUACAUGAUUGUGAGAAGCACUUGAAUAGGAUUAACGCCAUAAUACAUGUUACAGGGAUUAAUUAACUGGCUGAAACUGUUAAAGGGAUUCUUCCAAAUUUGAAAAACAUCCAUAUUCAUAAAGUGUAUUCAUGAAAAUCGAUUCAGAGCUGAUGCUAAAUAACUUUAGAAUAAUUUAGACAGCCUGAGUUUUUUUUUUGUCUGCAAAACUCUGCAAAAGUGCA
Bombina bombina (fire-bellied toad) is the source of this 1170-nucleotide messenger RNA. It is a transcript of the gene SOST, whose product is annotated as sclerostin. Lineage: Eukaryota; Metazoa; Chordata; Amphibia; Anura; Bombinatoridae. The transcript has 2 exons. Gene Ontology annotation, molecular function: BMP binding. The coding region runs from base 26 to 604 and encodes 192 amino acids. Gene Ontology annotation, biological process: negative regulation of Wnt signaling pathway; ossification; negative regulation of BMP signaling pathway. The record is from RefSeq and is a predicted model, not a curated record.